Molecule: messenger RNA, 1798 nt
Organism: Cydia strobilella
Lineage: Eukaryota; Metazoa; Arthropoda; Insecta; Lepidoptera; Tortricidae
Product: serine protease inhibitor dipetalogastin-like
Exons: 2
Coding region: 89-766 (225 amino acids)
Molecular function (GO): protein binding; serine-type endopeptidase inhibitor activity
Source: RefSeq, a predicted model, not a curated record
CGCUGAGCGGCGGGCAUCAUUCGGAGACUGACUGUCACAGUGCGAUCAUAAUUUGAUAUAGUUAAAACUGUUUUAUAACGAUUACAAGAUGUAUAAGUUUGGUAUCCUCCUCAUCGCAUCCUACAUAUGCAGCACCACAGCUCUCCCGCCCUGCGUCUGCGCGCGCGACUACACGCCCGUCUGCGGCUCCGACGGCGAGACCUACCCCAACAGCUGCAUGCUCGACUGCAGCGCCCAGACCAAACAAUAUCUAAAGCUAGCCCACGGAGGCCCCUGCCAAGCAGAAACCUCCUGCAUCUGCACAUUUGAGUACAAACCUGUCUGCGGCAUCGACGGCACAACCUACCCUAACAAAUGCGCUCUCGGCUGCGAAAUAACUAGAAACCCAGUCUUGACUAAGCUACAUGACGGCCCUUGCGAAACUGAAGCCGUCUCCGAACAAGUUACUAAACUACCCACUUGCACUUGCACUAGAAACUUUGAGCCCGUCUGUGGAACCGAUGGCGUCACUUACAGCAAUAUGUGUCUGUUGAAAUGCGCGGCGCAGAACAAGCUUUUGGAUAAAAAAGCUGACGGUCCCUGCGAGGAUUUGACGGUUAGAGUAGUGAAAGAUUUACAAGAGCCACCUAAGAAAAGCUGUGCAUGCUUCAGGAAUUAUAUGCCUGUGUGCGGGUCUGAUGGAAAAACGUAUGCUAACCAUUGUGUGCUGGGAUGCUCGAGUAACCGUAAUCCCAAAUUGAGCAUGGCUCACAAUGGUCCUUGCUAAGGCUAUUAGCGUUAUACCCCCGCUACACUGCUCUUCGCUCUACUCCUCCAGCUGCCGCGAUGUUGCCCUCUCUGGCCAAGCAGUGCUCUACUCGCUCAUUUAAUCGCGACGCUGUUAGGUAUUGCCGGUCCUUUGACUCGUGCCAAAAUACCGACAAAAUAGGAAGCGGUGGGCAUGACGAGUACGUUUACUCGCACUACGUCUGUACCUACUCGUACGCCGUACUGUCCUCGCUACUUCCCGUGCCACUCGACGAGUGUGGCAGGGAUAUUAUGUGUAAACGUGUGUCAAAUCUAACAAACCGUUGAUAAUCGUUUGUCCCAAUUGUCCCUAUCGGUCAUUUACAAAUUUCCGUUUGUUAGAAAGAUACAAAAUUUAACAGAUGUCUGUAAGAAGUUGCUGAACUUUAUGAAUAAGGGGGUAUGCCAUUGGUAGUUCGCUAAGUUUGUGCUUCUUGAGUCCUUGUAGGUUGAUAUAAUUUACCAGUGGUUACUUUACUGGCCAAUCGUACCGAAGACAGUAUUGUAUUUGAUAUAUGGUUUGGUUAUUAGUCAGUAUGUUAAAUUUUUUAGUCUGUUUGACAGCCUGGCCCAGUAUUUUUUUAUGAGUACUCCUAUUCAUGUAAAAUAGCUAUUUAUGCAACAAGUGCGGAAAUCAUCUUUACGCACGUGUAUCAUACAAUGUUUUACUAUGCAUUGUGCGAGUAAAUAAAAAAAACAUAUAAUGGCAAAUAAGUUUAAUUAUUAAAAAAAUUAAAACAAAAAGCACUAGUGCAGAAAAGUGCUCUUUUUCGCACUAGUGCGAGAAAGUAGCACCAUAUGUACUGUAAAAAAAAAAAAACAAAAAGCACUAGUGCGGAAAAGUAGUACUUUCCGCCGCAUGAUAUGGCUCCGUAGGAAACGCACUUUUCGAGCACAUGCAUUGUAAACGUUUUGAUAAAGUGCCAAUAAUAUGUACAAAGAGAUGGAUUAUAGAGUCCUAAAAUGUCUUCCAAAGAACGAAUAUUUUUAAGGCCCAAUGAAUUAGUUAUGU